AUGUCUACCUUCGCCUUCUUGUUGCUCUGCAUCCAGGCUUGCCUGAUCCAGAAUGUAAUGAGCCAGUGUGGUUGUGGCGGUAUUGCCGCCGCUCCUGCUGCCAUUUCCUACGGCGGCUGCGGCGCGGGUCUGGGCGGUCUGGGCGCGGGAUACGGCGCGGGUCUGGGCGCGGGAUACGGUGCGGGAUAUGGUGCUGCUGGCGAAGGAAACGUGGCCGUUGCCGGUAACUUGGACGUGGCUGGUAACACGCUGGUCACGGGCGCGGUGCCAGUGCUCGGCUCUGUGUCUUAUGGCGGUUCUAUCCCGGCUGCGGGCUCCGUCACCAUCUCGGGCUCCUGCGGCUGCGGAUGCGGAUACUAA
Pectinophora gossypiella (pink bollworm) is the source of this 360-nucleotide messenger RNA. RefSeq names its product chorion class A protein L11-like. The coding region runs from base 1 to 360 and encodes 119 amino acids. The transcript has 2 exons. NCBI's taxonomy places the organism in Eukaryota, Metazoa, Arthropoda, Insecta, Lepidoptera, Gelechiidae. The record is from RefSeq and is a predicted model, not a curated record.